This is a messenger RNA of Terrapene triunguis (Three-toed box turtle), 3158 nucleotides long. RefSeq names its product mitochondrial ribosomal protein L1 (gene MRPL1). NCBI's taxonomy places the organism in Eukaryota, Metazoa, Chordata, Testudines, Emydidae. Bases 23 to 1003 code for a protein of 326 amino acids. The transcript has 9 exons. The record is from RefSeq and is a predicted model, not a curated record.
GAGUGUGACACGCCCCGGCGACAUGGCGGCGCCCGGCAGGUGCUGCCUGCGGAGACUUCUGGCUCAGUUUCCCAGCUGUAUUUUUCCCAGGAUUGAUCAACGGACCUCAGUAGUUCCCUGCCUUGGAAACAUACCGCUAUCCAUUAGACCCUACGCUGCUGCUAAAACUGCAAAAAAAGGUUCAAAGGAUGCCAAGCAGAAAACUUCAGAUGCAGAGCCAGCAAAAAAAAAGAACACUUACAGACGAAAGUUAGCAAGCAAGCCAGUGGAUGAUGUGUAUUUAACAUGGUUGUAUGAAAGGCCAGUCUAUGAGGCAGAGGUGGCUGUGGACAUGCUGAAGAAGUUUCAGCAAUUGGACUUCACUUACCCAAAACAACAUGUAUAUGCUAACAUCACUCUGGAUAUGAUGCUAGAGAAGAAGAAAAAAGUGGAUCAGUUUGUUGGCACCAUUCUUCUACCAUAUCCUUUUGUAACUGAAAUCAAUAAAGUUAUGGUAUUCACAGAGAAAGCAGAAGAAAUUAAAAUAGCAAAAGAAAAUGGAGCUGCUUUUGCAGGAGGGACUGAAUUAAUCGAAAAGAUUUUGGAUGAUGAAAUCAAUGCAGAUUUUUACAUAGCCGUUCCUGAAAUAAUAGCAAAGCUGCUACCUUUAAAAAACAAACUAAGAAAAAAAUUUCCAAAGACCAGCAGAAAUUCUCUGGGCCGUGACAUUCCAAAAAUGCUGGAACUCUUUAAAACGGGCCAUGAGUAUGUGGUAGAAGAGGAGAAUCUUAUCGAGACAAGAAUAGCAACGCUGGAUAUGCCUAAUGAACAGAUAGUUGCCAAUCUGGAUGCAAUUAUUAAGGAUGUCUGUACGUACAAGCCAUUGAGCUAUGGCCCAUUUGUGCAACGCUUGAUUAUUCGAAGUUCAACGAGUGAAGGUUUAAAACUAAAUCUCAAGCGUUUUCUCCCUCAAGUAGAGGAAGUGGACAAAGAAGAUGUUAAAGAAACAGAAGCUCCAAGAUAGCCUAUCAGUGUAUUAUACUGCAAAUUCUCUUAGCAUUUUAUGUUCAAGAAUCUCCAGGAGUAUUUAAAAAUGUGUUUUCCUAUUAAUUUGUUUGAGUACUCUCAGAAAUUGGUGGUGUAGCCUAGAUCUCAUCUUUAAAAAAAAAAAAAAAAAAAAAAGUUAAUAAAUGUCAUGUUUGAGAUUUUGUUUUUAAUUCCUGCAGUAUCAAAGGUAUCUUUAGACUUUGAGACACUUGACAUUUCCUCCAUGUGCAGGUGAAAGCUUUCAUCAAGUUACGUUUGUUACACGUAUUGUGAUUUAACCAAAACUUACUUUAUUAUAAAUUCCCAUCAUUAUUGUAUAACCUUCCAGGGCAAUAGUCUCUUAAUUAUGCAUGCUUAAUUCUCCAUUACUGCUAAUGGGAAUGAUGGGCCCAAUCCUUCAAGGUGCUGAGUAUGCUCCAUUCCGGUUGAAACCAAUGGGAAUAGAGUACUUGGCACUUUGCAGGAUUGGGUCCUGUGUAUGCUUUAAUGUACACUAGUUGCACUAGUUCAUUUUGUUGGAGAUAGAUGUAGGUUUACUAGACAGAAAUGGGUCAAAUUCCACUCUCCGUAACAGCAGUAUAAAAAUUAAUAACUCCACUGCAGUCAGUUGGUGUUACUCCUGAAAUUUGCUGGAAAUGUCAUUCUGCUCUGCACAUGAUGUUUACAGGGGGAAGGGAUUGCCAAGGGAAGUAUAAGCUUUUCUUUGUACUUCUGUGAUCCAUGGGCCUUUGAGUGAAGGAUAGCCCCUGGGAUAAGAAGUCCUUAUCUUUUGUUAAGAUGAAGACAUUCUGUUAAAGGAAGAGAGAGAGAUCACAUGGAUAUACAUAAAUAUCUUGGUUUUUUUAGUUCUAAAACAGUUAACGACUGGAGCUUGGGUUCUAGGACCCUGCGAGGUGGCAGAGUACCAGAGCUGUAGCCAGAGACUGAACAUCUACACUGCAGUUAGACAGCCCCUUGGUCUGAGUUAACUGGCAUGGACCAGCCACAGGUGUCUAACUGCAGUGUAGACAUACCCUGAGAAGCCUUAUCCCCCCGCCUUCCAUCUGACACUAUAGAAGACCCCCCUUGCCCUGGGGGCUGGGCACAGUGAAGCCUGUGGCGGAGUGCUCUUCCUGAGGUCAUCUGUUUGUUUGCAGGGAUUUCCUUGCAUAAGAAUGACAAUAGUUAGCAUUCUCACAUAGAUUUCCCAUACAGACUCUGUAACAGCCCUGGGGUUGUAGGACAUGUAUGAGUAAGGAAUGAGUAGUAUCUGGGAGCUGUAUUGCUAUGGGCAUAGUGAUGGGCCAGACCUGCAUAUGUGCACUGCGGUUUGUAGAAUUUACCUGUGUACUUCAGGGCAGCUGGCAGCCCAGAGCCCCCUGACAGAACGAUGUAAAGGAAACUCAGUGACUUUCCUGUCUCUUCUGCAGGCUUUACCUGCAUGACCCUUCAAUUCUUGGCCAACAAAAAUGAUUAGAGUUGGCUGGAAGGUUUUUAAUUGAGAGAUGGCUUUUUAUUGUGAAAAAUAUGUAAAAAAAAAAAAAAAAAAAAUUGGUCUGGUAUAAGUAAAUGAAAAAUAGAUAGUUUGAUUACAAAAAACUCAAAAAAUGGGUCUGGUUUCAAACCUUUUAAACCGCCAACAGCUUUGGAAUUUUUUGCCGAAUUAGUGUUUAACUUUUUUGACCAGCUGUAGGGUUAUGCAAUUAGUUGAAUCAAUAACAUUGAAAGCUUUUGGUACCAACUAGCAGUUAACAUUAAUCAUUGUAAUUCAAAAUUGACCAUUAUAUUUACCUCAGAAUUGAUGUGAUUAAUAUGGUACAUGUGGACUGUAAUUACGUGCCUUUUUUCUCCACGAUGUACUUUUUGAGUAAAAGCUUUGAGACUGUAGCAUAAGAACUCAUGAAAUUUUAACUAGUUGUCCAAAAAUAAUUUUACUCCACUUUACUGUGUGUAGAAACAAACAAAACCCCCUCUACCAAAGCAUUAUAAACUCACUGAUCAUAACCAGUAGGUGGCAUUCAUCUUCUGUGCAGAACAGUACAACUUAAUUUGUCAUGAUGUGUUUUCUCAAGUCAUCAAAGCACAGAUCAAGAAAAUUGAGGCCAAGAACUUGACAUGAUUCAGAAUGGAAACUGGAUAUCCAGAAAUCUAGA